AUGCCUUACACCCCGGCGAAUUCCUAUGAUGGCGAUCAAAAGAUCUGGAUUGGUGAGCCGGUUACUGAAUAUUUUGACCCACACUUGUCCAUUGGACAGAUUAUUUUCCUAGAGAUGCGGCGGCAUCCGCAGCUUGUGGCCCAGAUUUCAGCUACGGAGAAAACAGUGCUGACCAGAGAGGAACUCCAUGCAAACUCGAUGCGAGUGGCCAGCUUUAUGCGAUCCGAGGGGCUUCUGCAAUCCGAUGUGGUGGGCAUUAUUGGAAGGAAUACCACACACAUGCCCGCUGUUGCUUACGCCUGCUUCUUUAAUGGAAUCGCCUAUCACUCGCUAAACAUCACCUACGAUUGCGAGACGAUCGAAAAAAUCUACAACAUUACAAAGCCGCGCAUUAUUUUCUGCGAUGGAGAUGAGUUCGAGAAGGUUCGUGCUGCCACCGCUCAGCUGGAUGUAAAGAUCGUCACCAUGCGCAAUCAUCCUUCGGAAUCCAUAAGAAUCGAAGAAGUUCUGGCCACCCCCAUUGAGGAAAACUUCCGACCAGCUAAACUGGAUAAAGGCAACGAUCAGACUCUGGCCAUUCUCUGCACCUCGGGGACAACGGGAACUCCCAAGGCUGUAACCAUCACCAAUAGUCGGCAUAUCCUGGCAGGCAAUUAUCAUCUUACCACUGCUGAUAUACAGUACUCCCAUAACACCCUUGACUGGAUUUCAGGCCUGCUCACCACUAUAACCUCUGGAGUGUUCAGCACUACGCGUAUUAUUGCCGAUAAUAACUUCGAUGCCGCCUUCGCCAUGCGAAUCAUCGAGGAGUACAAGGUUACGUGGACAGUACAGCCGCCCUCAUGGAUGGCUUUGAUGAUUAAUAGUCCAGAGUUUGAGACUAGCGAUUUGUCCAGCCUUCGAUGUUUCGCGUUCGGAGGGUCCCGGGCUGCCAUUGAGGUUCAAAAGAGCAUUCGAAGUCGUUUGAGUCAGGAUUGUCUGCACUUUGCUUACGGUUUCACGGAGCUUGGCGGCAUGGCCACCAUUAACCAUCACUUUGACGAGAAACCAGGGUCGGUGGGCCGUUUGGUUAACGGUAUAAGGUUGAAGAUAGUCAGUGAAGAGGGAGUAUCGCUGGGACCCGACGAAGUUGGAGUGGUGUACAUCAUGAAUAAUCAGCAAUUGGCGGGAUACUAUGGAAACGAAGUCGAGACCCUCGCCAUGCGCGAUCCAAAGCAAUGGUAUCACUCUGGGGACCUAGGAUACAUGGAUCGAGAUGGCUUCUUGUACGUUGUGGACCGCAAAAAGGAGAUGCUCAAGUACCAAAACAUAGUGUAUUAUCCCAACGAUAUUGAGUCUAUCAUCUCCGAAAUGCCCGACGUGGUCGAGGUCUGUGUCUUCGGGGUGUGGAGCGAUAUCUAUGGAGACGAGGCUGCCGCCGCCGUUGUGAAGAAACUGGGCAGCGAUCUCAAGGCCCAAGAUGUUGUGGAUUAUGUGAGCUCCCAAACGGAUUCCAAAUACAAGCAACUUAAUGGAGGAGCCAUCAUUGUGGAGGAUCUAAAGCGAAGUCCCAAUGGCAAAACCAAUCGAAUGGCCAACAAAGCUCACUUUCUGCAAGUGAUGGAUAGAAGAUAG
Drosophila subpulchrella is the source of this 1614-nucleotide messenger RNA. It is a transcript of the gene Acsx1L, whose product is annotated as luciferin 4-monooxygenase. Gene Ontology annotation, biological process: fatty-acyl-CoA biosynthetic process; long-chain fatty acid metabolic process. The transcript has 3 exons. NCBI's taxonomy places the organism in Eukaryota, Metazoa, Arthropoda, Insecta, Diptera, Drosophilidae. Gene Ontology annotation, molecular function: long-chain fatty acid-CoA ligase activity. The record is from RefSeq and is a predicted model, not a curated record. Bases 1 to 1614 code for a protein of 537 amino acids.